AUGGACCAAUCCACCGAGGCGCAGCGGCGGGCGUUGUUGGAGAAGGCCGGCCCAGGCGGGUUCGCCCGAGAGUUCUCCGACGAAGGGGUCAGCGGUGCCGUCCCCGCGGCACAGCGGCCUGGCUUCGCCGAGUUGCUGAAGUUCGCCCGUGAGGGGGACAUGCUGCACGUAUACGCCGUUGACCGCCUGGGCCGCGAUGCCAUCGACGUGCAGGCCACUGUUCGGGCCCUGAUUGACAAGGGUGUAGCGGUCGAAGUGAAGGGCCUUGGCACUAUCUCCCGGGGCGCUGGAGAAAUCAUCCUGGCCGUGCUGGCCCAGGUGGCCGACAUGGAGCGACAGCGGAUCAAGGAACGCACGGAGGCCGGCCGGUUGGUGGCCCGGGAGUCCCUGGAGCGCACCGGCAAGACCCAUCGAGGGAAGGUCAGCAUGGGCCGGCCCGUGGGGCGGUUGUCCGAGGGUCGGAAGGUGAAGCCCGCAGAGGUGGUCGCCUGGCGCAAGGCCAACGGGGCCAGCAUCGCGGCCACCGCCCAGCAGUUCGGCGUAUCGGUCGCCACGGUGAAGCGGUACGCGGCAGCCGCUGCCUGA
Molecule: messenger RNA, 585 nt
Organism: Ostertagia ostertagi
Lineage: Eukaryota; Metazoa; Nematoda; Chromadorea; Rhabditida; Trichostrongylidae
Source: the annotation of a GenBank genome assembly